GGCUUUCUUCCUUCUUUCUUUCUCAUCUCCGGAAAUCUCUCUGCUCUGCCCGGCGGCUGUCUGGUGCCGACCGCCUCCUAUCUCUUCUCACUGUUGGCCGCCUCUGCCUCUUCCGUCUCUUCUCACUCUUGGCCGUCUCCAAUCUGCAACGCAGCUUCUCCUGCAUCCGCGGUAGCCGCGCUGUUGCCCAACCGUACUGAAAGAGGUUAGGCUUCGAUUUCAGCUGGGGCUCAGCUUCGGUUUAAUGUACUGUAGUUUGAUCGUCGAAGCAGAAAAUGGGGGGAAAGCUUUGGUCCAAUGAUGAUGAGAGAGCGAUGGUGGAGUCGGUGUUGGGUGGUCAAGCUUGCGAGGCUGUAAUGUCAUCUGCGGCUCUGAAAGGCGACCUAGUUCUGCCGCUUGGCGAUCUCGAUGUCCGUUCGGGGCUCACGAAGCUCUUCGAGGGGUCUGAUUGGAAUUACGCCAUUUUCUGGCGAGUUGUGGGGUUGAAAUCCGGCGGGACCGCCUUGAUCUGGGGCGAUGGACACUAUGUCCGGGAUCUAAAGCCUGGCGUAGCGGAGGAUGGAGGUUCUGGUGGUGGUAAACCUGAUGGGGUUCAGAAGAAAGAUGAGAUGAAUAAGCUAGUGUUGCAGAAGCUUCGUGGGAUUUUUGGCAGGUCCGAGGAUAACAAUAGCUCUGCGACUGGUUCAAAUGGAGUGUCGGAUUUGGAGAUGUUUUAUUUGACGUCUAUGUAUUUUUCAUUUCGUUCUGAUUCGACUGAUGGUCCUAUGUCUGCUCAUAAGGGUAGUAGGCUAAUUUGGUCUUCAAAUGGGUCUAGUUCUUUGGAUCAGUACAAGUCGAGAUCCCUUCUUGCAAGCUCAGCUGGGCUUAAGACAGUGGCAUUUGUAGCUGUGAAAGGUGGUGUUGUGGAGCUCGGUUCGGUCCAAAUGAUUCCUGAGAAACAAGAAACGGCAGAGCUGAUAACAAAAACAUUUGGAGCUGCUGCUUUGGUGGCAGCGAAGUCGGUACCCAAGAUUUUUGGGCAGGAAUUGGGUUUGGGCAGUAUGAAAUCUCAAUCUAUCAGCAUCAGCUUCUCUCCCAAGGUGGAGGAUGAUUCUGGGUUUGUCUCUGAAUCUUUCGAGGCAUUACCAAUAAGUUCUAGCCAAGUACAUGGAAGUGUCUUCAAUGGAUGUCCAACUGAUGGAGAAGGGAAACUCUUCCCACAGAUUCCAGUCGGGAACUUCAGCCCACACGCGAGAAUUUCUAAUCUCGAGCAACAAAGAGAUGAAAUGUCCCUUACGAUGGACGAGAGGAAACCGAGGAAAAGGGGAAGGAAGCCCGCUAAUGGGCGGGAAGAACCGUUGAACCAUGUAGAAGCGGAGAGGCAAAGGAGAGAGAAGCUCAAUCAGCGGUUUUAUGCUCUGAGGGCAGUUGUUCCCAACAUAUCGAAGAUGGACAAGGCUUCUCUACUCGGAGAUGCUAUAACUUACAUCAACGAUCUUCAGAUGAAAAUCAGGGUUCUCGAAACUGAGAAAAGUCUGGCUGUUAAUUCGAAGAGGCUGAUGGUACCCGAUUUUGAUGUUCAGCCGAGGCAUGAGGAUGCAGUUGUAACCGUUAGCUGUCCAUUAGAGGCACACCCUGCUUCCGAAGUGAUAAAGGCUUUAAGGGAGCAGCAGGUGACUCCCGAAUGUGAUGUUUCGCUGAUGAUGGACAAGAGGGAGGUGGUUCACACUUUCUCGGUUCAGACCCAAGCUGGCGCUGCUGAGCAACUAAAGCAGAAGCUCGUUGCUGCUCUCGCCAAGUGAUUUAGAUCUCAGUUGAUGUGUAAGGUUGGUUGAAUUUCUGCGUGUACUGUAUUCUAAUUAUUCAGUGUUAGUCAUGAUGUGAAAUUGUUGUGUAACUGAUAAAGGGAGUGAUUUUAGAGAUUUUUGUUUUGGCUAAUCACCUGUUGAGUGACGUAAGGAGACGGAUUAGAACAAUGUCUUAUGGAAAUGCUUACAAUUACUGCUAUAAUUGCAUAAAUCUUUUUCUUGCUUGU
Molecule: messenger RNA, 2014 nt
Organism: Punica granatum (pomegranate)
Lineage: Eukaryota; Viridiplantae; Streptophyta; Magnoliopsida; Myrtales; Lythraceae
Source: RefSeq, a predicted model, not a curated record